Molecule: messenger RNA, 963 nt
Organism: Paraphaeosphaeria sporulosa
Lineage: Eukaryota; Fungi; Ascomycota; Dothideomycetes; Pleosporales; Didymosphaeriaceae
Exons: 2
Source: RefSeq, a predicted model, not a curated record
CCUCGCGCCCUCGCGUCCCGCUCGUCCAAGUUCACAAUUGAACUGCAUGAGAAGUAUCAGGCGUAUGGCAUCCCUCGCCCGGAGUUUGUCUUCAGCGGAGACGGUGAGGAGGGUUUCCGCGUGAGCACAGAGUUCAUGGGAAAAGAGUUGCACGUGACCGAGCCGUGUGGAAGCAAGCAGGAGGCCAAGGAAAGAUUGAGCGAGGCGUGUCUGAAAGUUUUGAAGCAGCUGGAGUCCGAGGGGAAACUGGAGCGUGCAUCCAAGGCGAAGAAGCAAAAGAUGGAGCAUGCGCAGCCCGAGGUCAUCGAGAAGGGGAAGGAGAAGAUGCCUGUGGUGAACUACAUUGGACAGCUGCUUGCAGAGUUCCAACGCUCAAUCGCCUCUCCGCAACCCACAUACAUCGACUACCAGCUCGGCCAAUCCUUUUCCUGUGAGCUCACCAUCGACGGCCACCCCGACCCCUUCGGCUCCCGCACCACCUUCUUCACCUCGAAGAAAGCCGCCCGCCAGCACGCCGCCAGCUGCGCCGUUGCGCACUUCCAGGCCGCAGGCCUCUGGCCCAAGACCGCCACCCAUCUCGGCGGCAUCAAGAAAGUCAAGUCCCCUCCCGUCCCUACAUCCGGUUCCACCAUCCCCACCUCUCUCGCCUCCACAUCAUCCUCCGCCGACAACCUCCCCGGGGCAUCCUCCUACGCCCAGCGCGCCGCGCACCUCGCCACCCAGCUUGGCCUCAACACCCCCGAGUGGCGCUACGCGGCUUCCUCCGCCUCCGCUCAGGGCUUCCACACUGUGUCAUGCUUCUUCAAGAACGGAGGUCCGCACGAGGAUCCAAACUGUGAGGUGCGCCAUGUGUUUGGCAAGAAGAAGGCGAAGGAGGAGUGUGCGCGGUUGGUGCUGCAGUAUCUGGAAGGGGUGCGGGAGAAGAGGAUGGAGCAUGCGCGGGGGGUUAUGGCGGGGAUGAAG